Messenger RNA from Xenopus laevis (African clawed frog), 5112 nucleotides. RefSeq names its product prostate transmembrane protein, androgen induced 1 S homeolog (gene pmepa1.S). Gene Ontology annotation, molecular function: R-SMAD binding. Lineage: Eukaryota; Metazoa; Chordata; Amphibia; Anura; Pipidae. The record is from RefSeq and is a predicted model, not a curated record. Bases 1082 to 1936 code for a protein of 284 amino acids. The transcript has 4 exons. Gene Ontology annotation, cellular component: early endosome membrane; Golgi membrane. Gene Ontology annotation, biological process: negative regulation of transforming growth factor beta receptor signaling pathway.
CAGUCCCAGUCUGGCGCUGACGUCACGACCCGUCUGGCUGCCUGGGGUUGGGGGAGAGAGAGAGCGCAGCUCCUUGGAAGGAAGCGAGACAGUGAGACAAAGUGACCGCUCCUGUCCUGCUCGGGACUCAUCCACUCUUAGACUGGCACUGCUUCUCUCCUGACUCUGCUUGGCACUUAGAAACUACUCUACUGCUGCCCCAGCCUGGCACUCAGAGACUGCUCCAAACAGGCACUGACUGCUCCUCUUCUACCCCAGCCUGACACUUCCUACUGCCCCAGCCUGACACUUCCUACUGCCCCUGCCUGGCACUAAGAGACUCCUCCUCUCCUGCUUCAGCCUGGCACUCAGACCCUGCUCUUCUACUGCCCAGCCUGGCACUGAGAGACUGCUCAUCUACUUCCCCAGCCUGGCACUCAGAUCCUGCUCUUCUACUGCCCCAGCCUGGCACUAAGAGACUGCUCUUCUAUUGCCCCAGCCUGGCACUAAGAGACUGCUCUUCUACUGCCCCAGCCUGGCACUAAGAGACUGCUCUUCUAUUGCCCCAGCCUGGCACUAAGAGACUGCUCUUCUACUGCCCCAGCCUGGCACUCAGAUCCUGCUCUUCUACUGCCCCAGCCUGGCACUAAGAGACUGCUCUUCUACUGCCCCAGCCUGGCACUGAGAGACUGCUCUUCUACUGCCCCAGCCUGGCGCUAAGAGACUGCUCUUCUACUCCCCCAGCCUGGCACUCAGUCGCUGUCUCUGCCUGAUAUUAAGCGACUGCAUCUCUUCCUUUCCAGGUAAAGUGACGUCUCUUCAACCCCAACUUGGGGGUUUCAGCUCUUACCACAGUUUGUAACAAACUGACUGCUCUGUAGCCCCCAGCCUGCGCCAAACUCACUUUAACUCCUUUCAAACCAGAGAGACCAGCGUCCCUGCCUUGGAAAAAAGCAACUGCUCUCCCAGCCUAGCAAGACACUCCCUGACUCCCUCCAGCCGUCCUCCUGCCAUGUCUGUGCCCUCUCCCCAUGCAGCAGCAGCAGGAGGACCCUGUGUGACAGUGUGAGGCACUUUCUGGAAGAGACUUGCCAUUACUUCAAUGCAUAACUUGAUGGGUCUGAACAGCACCAGCGAAUCCAUCCAUUCCAAUGUGUCCUGCACAUGUAACUGCAAGAGGUCUCUGUUCCAGACUAUGGAGAUCUCGGAGUUGGAGUUCGUCCAGAUAAUCAUUAUCGUGGUGGUGAUGAUGGUGAUGGUCGUGGUUAUCACUUGUCUCCUAAACCACUACAAGCUCUCGGCUCGAUCCUUCAUCCACCGGCACAGCCAGGGGAGGCGGCGAGAGGAGAACCUUUCCUCGGAAGGAAAUCUUUGGCCGUCAGAAAGCACAGUGUCAGGAAACGGAAUCAUAGAGCACAUUUAUACCCCUCGGCCAGCGGACAGGUUCAGCGUUCCAUCUUUCCUGCAGAGAGAUCGUUUCAAUCGAUUCCAGCCUACGUACCCCUACGUCCAGAAUGAGAUUGACCUUCCACCCACUAUCUCCUUAUCAGAUGGUGAGGAGCCACCACCCUACCAAGGACCUUGUACCCUGCAACUCCGGGACCCUGAACAACAGAUGGAACUUAACCGAGAAUCUGUUCGGGCUCCGCCAAACAGAACCAUUUUUGAUAGUGACUUAAUAGACAGCUCGGUGUAUGGGGGGCCCUGCCCUCCAAGCAGCAACUCUGGUGUCAGUGCCACCUCCUACAGCAGCAACGGGAGAAUGGAAGGACCCCCUCCAACCUAUAACGAAGUCAUAGGUCACUAUUCCAGAUCUUCGUUUUACCAUUGCCAGCAGCCGAACCUCGCCACGCCAUCCAUAUUGGAAAGCAACAGACUUCAACCUCAGAAUCAUGGCCUUGACAGCACAAUUACAAGGAGCAAAGAUAAAGACAAGCAAAAAGGGCAACCGUUUUAGAAUAAAAAAAUGUAAAAAAAAAAAAGGACGAACAAAAGAAAUUUCAAAAAGACAAUUAACACUCUGCACUUCUAACCGGUCCGUCCUGUUGUCGGAGAAUCCUUCAACGUCAGAGAAGCUGAUUGCCUUUCUCUACGACGGACGGGGCCGGACCAUUAAAACUAGAAGAUGAAAAUCUUUAAGGAAGGAGUUUAAUUUAAAAAAAAAAAAUUAAAAAAAGCAACUUCCUUCCUUUUCCACUUCUUCCUGUAUAAAUAUUUACAUGUUAUGUCUGGUUUUGAAUGCACAAGGAGGAACAGCUUGGAAUUUUUUUUUUUUUUAAGUUUUAAUUAAUUUUUUAUUUCGUCCCGCUGCAUCGUGAAAUCGAAUCCUACCCAGUUGCUUUUAUAUUAUUAUUAUUAUAAAUGGUUUUUUUUUCUAUGUUUCCAAGUUAAGCUGUGUAUGAAUGCUUUACCCGACACCUUCUCUAUUUACAUAUCGUUAUUUUUUUCUUAAUAUCCCAUGAAAUGUUAAGGAAAAAAAAAAAAAAAAACAUUUGCACAAAACUGUUUGUUAAAUAUCUGCAAUAUAGAAAUCUAUAUAUAAAUAUAUAUGAAAUACAAGAAGCGUAUGCGUGGUAGGAAGUGUAUUUUGUAAUACAAGAGGCCUCUCGCUAUGUUUUUUUUCUUUUGCUUUUCUGAAAAGCGAAAAGAGAAUUUUUGUUUUGUUUGAGUGCCAAUUCGGAAAGUGUGUUGUACGUUAUGUAAAAAAAAAAAAAAAAAAAAAAGCAGGAGGAAAGAGUUAUUUAUAUAAAUGUUGAAAAGAAUUUUGCACUAUUUUUUGAUAUGAAUAUACCAGUGCUUGUGUUAGCAAAAAAAAAAAAAAGUCUACCACACUUAAAAUGUAGAAACAUUUUUUUUUAAAAAAAAAAACAACAAUCCUUAUUGUAUCAAAAAGAAAAAACAGGAUCCAUUGGCAGCGCCGUUGUUAAUGAAUUUACUUUGUUACCGGGGGGGGAAAUGCGUCUUGGUAUUGUUCUGAAACGCAUUUCCAUGUAUUUAUUUCGUUGAAAGAAUUGAAACUGUAGAAGGCUUCAGCUGUGACUGUGUAAGGGCUUGGAGUGGGUCCCACGGCAUUCCACACUCAUGAAUACUCUUUGCAUGUUUAAAUGAAGAUAUAGAUAUGAAAUCACAACGGCUUCAUUGUAAUGGAACUAGCGGCAGCAUACAGAAAGAGGGGUAUCAGGCACUCCGAAAAAUUCCACAAUUAAAAAUAUAAUAUUUAUUGUAGAUUCAUUAAAAAAGAACAAUAUCUCCACUGGCCCUACACGUUUCGUGCCUCCAGGGAUUAACAAAAUCCCACAAAAAGCAUAAAGAGGGGUAUCGGGAAAAAUUCCACAAGGGCCGCCAAGAUUAAAGUUAAAAAUAUAAUAAUAUUUAUUGUAGAUUCAUUAAAAAAGGAACAAUAUCUCCAUUCGCCCUAUGCGUUUCGUGCCUCCAGGGAUUAACAAAAUCCCACAAAAAGCAUAAAGAGCGGUAUCGGGCUCUCCGAAAAAUUUCACAAGGGCCGCCAAGAUUAAAGUUAAAAAUAUAAUAAUAUUUAUUCUAGAUUCAUUAAAAAAGGAACAAUAUGUGCCACCACCAAGGCACUUAAUCCCUGGGAGGCACCAAACGCGUAGGGCCAAUGGAGAUAUUGUUCCUUUUUUUAAUGAAUCGACAUUAAAUAUUAUAAUAUUUUUAACUUUAAUCUUGGCGGCCCUUGUGGAAUUUUUCGGAGAGCCCGAUACCCUUCUUAAUGCAUUUUGUGGGAUUUUGUUAAGAUGUGGGAGGCAUGAAACGUGUAGGGCCAAUGGAGAUAUUGUUCCUUUUUUAAUGAAUCUACAUUAAAUAUUAUUAUAUUUUUAACUUUAUUCUUGGCGGCCCUUGUGGAAUUUUUCAGGAAAGCCUGAUACCCCUCUUAAUGCAUUCUGUGGGAUUUUGUUAAUCCCUGGGAGGCAUGAAACGUGUAGGGCCAAUGGAGAUAUUGUUCCUUUUUUAAUGAAUCUACAUUAAAUAUUAUUAUAUUUUUAACUUUAAUCUUGGCGGCCCUUGUGGAAUUUUUCGGUAAAGCCUGAUACCCCUCUUAAUGCAUUCUGUGGGAUUUUGUUAAUCCCUGGGAGGCAUGAAACGUGUAGGGCCAAUGGAGAUAUUGUUCCUUUUUUAAUGAAUCUACAUUAAAUAUUAUUAUAUUUUUAACUUUAAUCUUGGCGGCCCUUGUGGAAUUUUUCGGUAAAGCCUGAUACCCCUCUUAAUGCAUUCUGUGGGAUUUUGUUAAUCCCUGGGAGGCAUGAAACGUGUAGGGCCAAUGGAGAUAUUGUUCCUUUUUUAAUGAAUCUACAUUAAAUAUUAUUAUAUUUUUAACUUUAAUCUUGGCGGCCCUUGUGGAAUUUUUCGGUAAAGCCUGAUACCCCUCUUAAUGCAUUCUGUGGGAUUUUGUUAAUCCCUGGGAGGCAUGAAACGUGUAGGGCCAAUGGAGAUAUUGUUCCUUUUUAAAUGAAUCUACAUUAAAUAUUAUUAUAUUUUUAACCUUAAUCUUGGCGGCCCUUGCGGUUUACCAUCGGGGAUCAGUGGGCUCCCCUGGAAAGUAUAUUUCUGUGUCCCAUCACGACCCCACAAAUGCAAUCCCUGUAGAGAUGAGUAGUGGGUAGUGAUUGGUAAAUUUGUCCUGUGAAAUUCACAAAAAAAAAUUUGACGCCAGCGUCAAUUCUGACGAUAAAGUCAACGGGCGUCCGAAUAAUGUUGAUGCGCGUCCAAAAUUUUUGACCCGAAACGCGGAAAUUCACCCCAAAUUCGUGCCUGGCAAAUUUAUUCGCCCAUCACUAUGGGCAUUAUGGUAAUUGUGAGGGAAUCUUUUCAGGCCCAUGGGUUCUGCUCAUUCAGUUUUCAAAAAUAUGAUCUUCAACAUAUUUCAGUGUGCUCUGUCCCCUCCACCAAAAAAAAAUAAAACAGGUGGUUUAAACUUCUUAAAAUAAAAUUGCAUCAAUCAAAUUAAAAAAUUCAAGGCGCCUUAGGAUCCAACGUUAUUCUUUUCUGACUCCGUUCUCACUGUUCAUCAGUUGUCAUUCAGUACAUUCCCUCCUAGACCAGGAAAAAAAUAAGUGUUUGGCAAAUAUUCAUAAAUAAAAAAAAAUGGUUAAAUAAAUUUCAUUUUUCAAAAGA